AUACGAGACUUCUGAAGAGAUAGAGAGAGAGAUAUAGAUAUGGGUAAAGGAGGAAAGAGCGAGGGAUCAAAUGGCCAAGAACAAAAUAUGGCUGCUUGGCUCGUCGCCGUCAAUACCCUCAAGAUCCAGCCCUUCAAUCUUCCCACUCUUGGACCCUAUGAUGCUAGAGUCAGGAUGAAAGCUGUGGGUAUCUGCGGCAGUGAUGUUCACUAUCUCAAGACCUUAAGAUGUGCAGAUUUUGUAGUGAAAGAACCAAUGGUUAUCGGACAUGAAUGUGCUGGGGUGAUAGAAGAAGUUGGGAGUGAAGUGAAAGAUCUAGUGCCUGGUGAUCGUGUAGCUCUUGAGCCCGGCAUCAGUUGCUGGAAAUGCACACAAUGCAAAGAAGGACGAUACAAUCUUUGCCCUGAUAUGAAAUUUUUCGCUACUCCCCCUGUCCAUGGCUCUCUUGCCAAUCAGGUGGUGCAUCCAGCAGAUUUAUGUUUCAAACUACCUGACAAUGUGAGUUUGGAAGAAGGGGCAAUGUGUGAACCAUUGAGUGUUGGAGUGCAUGCUUGUCGUCGUGCUAAUAUUGGCCCCGAGACAAAUGUGCUAGUCAUGGGGGCGGGGCCCAUAGGACUCGUGACAAUGCUGGCUGCUCGUGCUUUUGGAGCUCCAAGAAUUGUGAUUGUGGAUGUAGAAGACAGUCGGUUAUCAGUAGCAAAGAAGCUUGGUGCAGAUGAGAUCAUCAAAGUUACAACUAAUAUUCAGGAUGUGGCUGGGGAAGUGGAACUGAUACAUAAAGCCAUGGGAGGUGGAGUGGAUGUGAGCUUUGACUGUGCAGGUUUCAACAAGACCAUGACAACUGCUCUGACCGCCACUCGUGCUGGCGGCAAAGUUUGUCUUGUGGGAAUGGGCCACCAUGAGAUGACAGUCCCGCUUACCCCAGCUGCCGCCAGGGAGGUUGAUGUGGUGGGGAUCUUUCGGUACAAGAACACAUGGCCGUUGUGUUUGGAGUUUCUGAGAAGUGGUAAGAUUGAUGUGAAGCCUCUGAUAACUCAUAGAUAUGGUUUCUCUCAGAAAGAGGUGGAAGAAGCAUUUGAGACCAGUGCUGGUGGUGGUAAUGCCAUCAAGGUUAUGUUCAAUUUGUGAACUGAAAGGAAGGGAGGAAGGAAGGAGGCCUUAACUUUCAGACCAAUAGGUAAAUGAAUAAGAACACAAAUAAGAGCAAGUUUAAUGUUAGAUAAUAUAUAUAAGGAUAUAUGGUUGUAAAGGGAUGUUUCUGGAUAACUAAUGAGUCUGCUUGUUUCUAUCA
Cynara cardunculus var. scolymus (artichoke) is the source of this 1291-nucleotide messenger RNA. RefSeq names its product sorbitol dehydrogenase. NCBI's taxonomy places the organism in Eukaryota, Viridiplantae, Streptophyta, Magnoliopsida, Asterales, Asteraceae. The transcript has 6 exons. Bases 40 to 1128 code for a protein of 362 amino acids. The record is from RefSeq and is a predicted model, not a curated record. Gene Ontology annotation, molecular function: oxidoreductase activity, acting on the CH-OH group of donors, NAD or NADP as acceptor; zinc ion binding.